Messenger RNA from Petromyzon marinus (sea lamprey), 3668 nucleotides. RefSeq names its product adhesion molecule with Ig like domain 1 (gene AMIGO1). The record is from RefSeq and is a predicted model, not a curated record. Lineage: Eukaryota; Metazoa; Chordata; Hyperoartia; Petromyzontiformes; Petromyzontidae. Gene Ontology annotation, molecular function: protein binding.
CAAGUGCAGUUAGCCAGCACCUUUGAAGGCCGGCACGGUACCAGAGCCACACGCGGCCGUCUUUGUCUCGUGGAGACGCCUCCACGCAUCGCGCCAGCGACCCAUCCGCGGCUGAGUCGACCUCGGGAGUGGGGGCGGCAGGACCGCUUCAGAUGAUCGCCACCGAUCGCCCUUGACCGUGAGCGCGGGUCAGGAACUCGCGCGCGUGUCCUCGGCGCAGCGCCCCAACCGCUGCGCCACCGCUCCCCCCCACGCGGGGCUAUUUAAGCGGCGCGCAGAGAGCGGCAUCGGCGUCGUGGAUCUCCAUCACCGCCUCUGUCGGUGUGAUGGCUGCGCACGCCGUGGGAAGACAUCGGCCAGUGCUGCUGAAGUAGACGCGAGUGAUGUGCUGUGUGCAUGCACACGCGUGAGCACACACGCACAGACUCUGACAUAGCAACGAGCGUGCAAGGAAAUCCGAGGAUGGAGGCAUCACGGACCGAUGUGUCGGUGACUCCGUUGCCUUCGAAACCGGCGUCGUUGCAACUUUGAUGCUACUGCUGCUGCUGGCGGUGAUGCCGAAGAUGAUGACGAGAAUGGCGAUGAUGAUGAUGAUGGUGGUGAGAGUCCUGCUGGGUUUAACGCUUACAACCACCGUGAAGAUCCCCGCGAGUUGUGUCGCCCCAGACGGUCGAAGCGCACAGCAGUCGAGCUCCUCGUCGUCUCUACUCCGAAGCCCGCGAUAGACUCUGCCGAGGUCUGUCAACACACUCCAUCACUCACCUGCGUAGGCUCGCUUAACACGCUCCAGCAGCAGCCACCUGCCGGCUUGCUCCACCGGGGCAGAGAUCGGCCGCGAUGCUCCUACUCCUGCUGCUGCCCAGCCUGGCCACCGCGGUCGCUCUCCUCGCGUGCCGGAGCAGCCACGCGGCAGCACCUCGCUCCUGCCCGGCUCCCUGCACCUGCGCGGGGGAGGUGGUGGACUGCAGUGGCCGAGCCAUCGCCUCCUUGCGUCCGGGCAGCGUCUCCUUGCCUCGCUACGCCAGCGUGCUGGACCUGAGCCACAACCUCCUGCAGAAGCUGCAGCCUGGCUGGCUGUCGGGCUCGGCGGCUCUCAGCCGGCUCAGCGUGGCUCACUGCCGGCUCAACUUCAUAGCGCAGGGGGCGUUCAGCCCGAUGGGGCAUCUGCAGCACCUGGACCUCUCCUCCAACCGGCUGGGCUCGCUGGAGGCGGACACGCUGGAGGGGCUACCGGCCCUGGAGGUGCUGCUGCUCUACAACAACUCCAUCUCGCGGCUCAACGCGGCGGCCUUCACGCACAGCCCGCUGCUGCGCGCCGUCUACUUGAGCCACAACGCGCUGCUCCGCGUGCCCGCGGACACCCUGGUGUCCAUGGGUCGGCUGUCGCUCUUCGACGUCUCCUUCAACCGCGUCGCCUCCGUGCCCGUGCAGGAGCUGAACGCGCUGCCGGCUCCUCUGCGGGACGGGCUGCUCUUGCACGGGAACCCGCUGGAGUGCGAGUGCCAGCUCUAUCUGCUGCUCGCCUCGUGGCGCAGGAGACGCUUCCGCUCGGUCACCGAGUUCGCGGACGGGGAGAUGCGCUGCGCCAGACGGGCCGCGGCCAACGCCACGGCGCUCGCCACGACCGCCAUCGACCUCCUGCAAGCUCGCCCCGAGGAGCUGGGCUGCUCCCAAACCGGCGGCGACGUUUUCCGCGCCUCCUACAGAGCGCACCUCACCGACGUGCUCACCAUCCCGUGCGACGUCCUGGUCGUGGGCCAGAGCGGCACCGAGUACGAGUGGCUCACGCCCUCCCGCACGCUCGACUCGGUCCGCAUCCUACCGGGGGGAGCUCUGGAAAUCCGCGCCCUGGAGCCCGAGAAGCUGUCAGGCGAGUACACGUGCCGGGCGUGGAACGCGCGCCUCCGCAUCAACGACUCGGUGACGGUGAACGUCACCGUGAUGGACACCCCGCCGCCCGAGAGCUUCAGCACGGGCCUCACCACCCUCAUCGCGUGCAGCGCCACGCUGCUCAUGGUGCUCGUGUACCUUUACCUGACGCCCUGCGGCUGCAGGCGACACGCGCAGCACCGCAGGCGCGAGCACCCCCAGUCGCGACCGCGCUGCUGCAACAGCUGCAGCUACUGCUGCUACAGCUGCUUGUGCUUGCGCUGCUGCGGGCACGACUAUGACGACGCUGCUGCUACUGCUGGCUGCUGUGGUCCGUGCAGUCAUGGUGGCGGUGGUGGUGGUGACGGCGGCGGUGACUGUUGUCAAUUUGGCCACUCGAUGCACGCCGAUGUCAGCGGUGGUGGCGGCGCGGUCGCCGGUGGAGGCCGAAUGUCGUCGCACGCCACCAACAGCCGGGCCCCCGGCCACUCGGUGUUGCUGGGGCCGGGGAGUUCGUGUCCCGGCACCGGGGCCAAGCACGUGGCCUUCCGGGAGCCGGCGGCCGCGUCGCACAACGGCAGCGCGGGGGCGCGCCUCCUCGUGCGCAUCAAAUCCGACUCGGAGUCGGCGAGCUCCGUGUACUCGGACGCCACGACCGUGCGCGAGUGCUGAACUCUCCCCAGAGGGCCGCUGUGCCACUCGCACCGCCGGCUGCCGCCUAGCGCGCACGCAGCCCGCGCGUUCAACAAACAGUGACAUCGUGGUGGUGGUGGUGGUGGCGAGGCGCGCAUCGCGACGUACUUCGCGCAUUCAUCAGCAGCAGCCUCGUGAGGGAGAGUGCGCAGUGGAGUGUGUACACUGGACCGACUUGCGUGUUGGCCAAUGGUCACUGAUUGGGGCUGUCCCGAAACGUCAGCCUGCCGUGUACACUCUUCUUCUGGCAUACGGCUGUGUUCAUGACGAAUGUGACGAGUUAACGGUGUGUGGUGUGUGUGGUGUGUGUGGUGUGUGUGUGUGGUGUGUGUGUGUGUUACGGAAGGCGUAUGUCUGUGCUGGCGCACACGUGCCUGUAAAUCCAGCGUUUUGCAGGCCAAGGGGUUGGUGGAUCACCUAGGGAUUUGAGGUGGGUAGGGGCUUGACAGGGAGCUGGCUGGACAGCUAAGUUGCCUCGCGAGGCCGCCUACGUGCAGCGGGGCAUUGCAAGCGAUUCCCCCCUCGUAAGUGCAGUUGCAGCUUCUGUUCCCACACCGACUCACUUUACAAACAUAAUUAAUAAUAUCCAUAAGAGGUUUUUUUUUUAGUUAGAUUGCCUAAAUAUAAAUGUGCCGUUAAACCCGCCACCACCCGACACAGCUAACUAGUAAGGGUUGUCGCGUAAGCAGAACGUGCCAAUUCGUCACGAGUACAGCACUCCGGUUGUGUGUUGCCACAACAUUUACAAUCUGAGUACGACUUCGUCAGUAAUUACAACUAGCGUCAUCAGCCGAUAGCCAGAUUUAAUUGAAACUAAAUAAUGAUUGGCGAAGCAUGCAGAUGGAGCAGGAAUCACCGGUGGAAGGGCACAGCUACCCGACGCGUCAUGAGGACGCGCGCGAAUGUUCAUGCCACCGCCGAGCCGAGGGAACGGCGAAGCGGCGUUGCUUUGACGCCGAGACGACGCCGAGACGGAGCGAGCCGCCGUCACGGCCACGGAUUCGUCCGCAGCGCCCGCGCGGGAGUGGUGCGCGGCCUGGCGCGAGAAGGGCGCCGCGUGCGAGCGGUGGACAGCAGCAGCAGCCACGUGGCUCCUGCUGCUGCUG